Messenger RNA from Megalops cyprinoides (Indo-Pacific tarpon), 2831 nucleotides. It is a transcript of the gene got1, whose product is annotated as glutamic-oxaloacetic transaminase 1, soluble. The transcript is spliced from 9 exons. Gene Ontology annotation, cellular component: cytosol. Gene Ontology annotation, molecular function: pyridoxal phosphate binding; L-aspartate:2-oxoglutarate transaminase activity. Gene Ontology annotation, biological process: L-aspartate biosynthetic process. NCBI's taxonomy places the organism in Eukaryota, Metazoa, Chordata, Actinopteri, Elopiformes, Megalopidae. The coding region runs from base 112 to 1344 and encodes 410 amino acids. The record is from RefSeq and is a predicted model, not a curated record.
CCUAGUUGAAGGUGAAAAUCGCCGUUCCUACUCCAUCGCCAUCCUGUCACCGGCUGGCUGUGCAUCUGUCUUCGCUCACUGUUACCAUCUCAUUCGGAAAUACAAUCGGUCAUGUCGGUGUUCGCCGAGGUUCCGCAAGCCGUACCAGUGGCAGUCUUUAAACUGACCGCCGAUUUCCGAGAGGACAAGGACCCAAACAAGGUGAACCUUGGAGUGGGAGCGUACAGGACCGAUGAAGGCCAGCCAUGGGUGCUGCCGGUAGUGAAGAAGGUGGAGAGGAUGAUCGUGGAGGACGACAGCCUGAACCAUGAGUACCUGCCCAUCCUGGGACUGCCGGAGUUCCGAUCCAGCGCCUCCAAGAUCGCCCUGGGGGAGGACAGCCCCGCCAUCCAGGAGAACAGGGUCGGAGGCGUGCAGUGCCUGGGCGGGACCGGCGCUCUGAAGAUCGGGGCCGAGUUUCUGCGCCGCUGGUACAAUGGCAACAACAACACUGCAACCCCCGUCUACGUCUCCGCGCCAACCUGGGAGAACCACAAUGCUGUGUUUGGUGAUGCUGGAUUCAAGGACGUCCGUCCAUACAAGUACUGGGACGCUGAGAAGCGCGGGCUGGACCUUACCGGUUUCCUGGAUGACCUCGAGAGCGCCCCAGAGGGCUCCAUUUUCGUGCUGCACGCCUGCGCCCACAACCCCACCGGCACUGACCCGACGCAGCAAGAGUGGGUGCAGAUCGCUGAGGUCAUGAUGAGGAGGGGCCUCUUCCCGUUCUUCGACUCAGCCUAUCAGGGCUUCGCCUCGGGGAGCUUGGAGAAGGACGCCUGGGCUGUCCGCUACUUUGUGUCCCAGGGAUUUGAGAUGUUCUGUGCCCAGUCUUUCUCCAAGAACUUCGGCCUGUACAAUGAGAGGGUGGGGAACCUCACUAUUGUGGCCAAGGACAAUGAAAACCUGACCAGGAUCCUGUCCCAGAUGGAGAAGAUCGUCCGGACCACCUGGUCCAACCCCCCCUCCCAGGGAGCCCGUCUGGUUGCCAUCACGCUCAACACCCCUGGGCUCUUUGAGGAGUGGAAGGACAAUGUGAAGACCAUGGCGGACCGUGUGCUGCUGAUGAGGGCUCAGCUGAAAGCCAAGCUGCAGGCCCUGGGCACCCCGGGCACCUGGGACCACAUCACCGAGCAGAUUGGCAUGUUCAGCUUCACCGGCCUCAACCCCCAGCAAGUCCAGUACCUUGUGAAGGAGAAGCACAUCUACCUGAUGGCCAGUGGUCGCAUUAACAUGUGCGGCCUCACCACCAAGAACAUCGACUACGUUGCAGAGUCCAUCCAUGAGGCGGUCACCUCAGUCCAGUAGGGACCCCUGCCCACCACAAGCCCAGAAUUCCCACCCUAGCAGCAGUUAGUAGGAAGCCCAGCAGGGGUCGCUGUUAGGACUUCCACUUCCCCCAGUCCCUCAAGUUAUCAUCUCAUUCCUCUGGCACACGGGCAGAUGCCAGCAAGACAACUUAGCAUCAUCUCUAGAUAUGAAACAAUUCAAAUAGCACAUGAACACAGAAACAAACGCAUAACGGUUCAACAAAAAAUAUUUAUAUGCUCUGCUUUCAGUGGAGUCUUGUGGGUUUUUUUUCUUUUUUUGCACAGGCCUUUAAAAAUGGCCUUUAGACCUUUGUCAUAUAGCAAGUGACUGCUUUGUCAUGAGAUUUCAGUUGCAAGGUGAAUUCUCAUGGAGCCACAAAUCAAUGACUGUAUAUUUGUUUUAGAGAGUUCUGGCACUGCUGAAUUUAGAGAGCUGAGACACAAACAGGCACAAACAUUUUCAGAGUCAGAUUUUAUUUAUAACUCUUUCAGGCGCUUAAUAGUCAUUUUACCCUUAUAUUUUAGUGUAAUAUACAUGACAAAAAUACAUUUAUGGAAGUGAUGGUCAGUCACUAAGUCUUCCUUGCAUACACGGUUGGCAGCUACGUGUGUUGGCAUAUGAAAUGGCUGACAAGUCAACUGGAGUCACAGCAGACCACAUAGAGUAUAAUUGGCCAAAAUGGGGUAACGUAAUCCUGGGAAAUAACCUUAGACAGAGCAACCAGGAUGCUAUGUUUAUUUAUGGUUUAUAUAUUCCAUGUGUAUACGCUUGGGUGGUGGCCACAAUAGUGCGUUUGGUCUUCUCCCCCCUCAGUUCAGUGCUAAACAAAAAUGACUGUCCAGAUCUCCACAUCCACAUACUCCUUAUCAUGCAAUAAAGAUGACGUUUUGACUCCUACAACGCGACUGAAAACCUUGUAAUCAUGAAGGGAGAAAAGAAAUGUGUCAGCUAUUAUACAUGUGUUGAUGCAAAAGGAGAGGGCCGUGACAUUUCAUAUUGCAUGUUGCAGAACUCAGAUGGUGCAGGCAAUAAGGAAUGUCUGGCACCUCGUCCAGUAGAAAUUGCUGUUGAAACUUUUAGUCUUACCCACCAUGACGUGAAGGCUGAUCCUCUCAGGACGAAUUUGAUGAAGUUUGCUGUCGGUGACCACGUUCCUACGCGGCACGGUGGUCUGAUCCUGCAGCGCGGGGUCAGGGGAGCAUCGUAGCCGUUAGCGGCUGUUAGCAACUGUUAGAACGGACGCUGUCUUCGCUUUCAAGCACUUAACACGCACAAGGCUCCCGCGCCAGCUCAGCAGAGCGCACCGACGACACCAUUCCUUAAUUGUGUGACCACUGAUCGUUCCCUCUGCACUUGCCCCCCCCCCCCGUGUCUCAAUGCACUUUUAUGUGUUUGUGCAGACCUGUGUUUGACAUUGCAUUUGGUUUAUGUGUAUGAUGUGUGUCUACACACUGCAGUCACCUGACAUUUCAGUCUGCAAUAAU